Messenger RNA from Meloidogyne enterolobii, 1052 nucleotides. Lineage: Eukaryota; Metazoa; Nematoda; Chromadorea; Rhabditida; Meloidogynidae. The record is from the annotation of a GenBank genome assembly.
GAAAAAUGGAUAAUAAAUUAAGACAAUUAAUUUCAAAAGUAAAAAAAGAAUAUGAUGACGAUUCUGUAGAUAGAUGCAUAUAUGCUACCACUGUUUAUAUUGUUGGAUUCUUUGCGGUUCUAAUUAUGGCAAAACAAUAUGUUGGUGACCCCCUACAAUGUUGGUUACCUGCAGAAUAUACUGGAGCUUGGGAGUCUUAUAUAGAAAAUUAUUGUUUUGUAGAGAAUACUUAUUAUAUUGCACAGAAUCAGAGCAGCAAAUUGCUCUCACCAGAGAACAGACAAGCCCGUCGCAAAUACGAACUUCGUUACUACCAAUGGAUUCCCUACAUUCUAGCAUUGCAAGCUUUGCUGUGUUUUGCCCCAAAAAUGAUUUUUAAAAUUUUGUGUUCUUUUAGUGCCCAAUCUUCCAAUUAUUAUUUAACUGCAAUUUAUUUGUUAAUGAAAAUUUUAAUGUUUUUAUCAAUUUUAAUUCAAUUAAUUUUAAUUAAUUUAUUUUUGGGAACGUGGGAUUUAUUUUGGGGAUUUAAUAUUUUAUGGCAAAUUGUUGUUGAUGGGGUCGACUGGAGAAAUAAUGGAUUCUUUCCUAGGGUUACUUUCUGUGAUUUACAAACUCGAGAUAUUGGCCAAUACAGGGAACACACAGUUCAAUGUGUUCUUAUGAUUAAUAUGUUCGCCGAAAAGAUUUUUAUAUUUUUAUGGCUCUGGUUUUUCCUUUUACUUUUUAUUUUACCCUUAAAUAUUUCUUUGUGGAUAUACAGAAUAUUUUCUAUGAAAAGUAAUGAAGAAAUGAUUGUUGAUGCACUCAAGGCAAUUUUUAGAAAAAAAUUUUUUUUAAUCCUUCCCAUUUUCCCUCCCUUCCAGUUACACGAUCAUUUCCCAACAAUUCAAGACGUCAGAAAAUUUAUUAGAGAAUUUUUAAAAAUUGAUGAUAUUGUUAUUUUGAGAAUGAUUAAUUCAAAUGUUGGAUAUAUACAAACUUCUGAUAUUUUACAUCAAUUAUGGCUUAAUUACAAUUCUAUUGAAGAUAUUAGUGAAAAACAAGACGAAUAA